AACAAUACAAAUUGAAAGACAGUUGUUUUGCCGGCAAAAAAUCGCCGAAAUAUAUUAAGAGAUGGAGACUAGUGUUAUAUGUGUGACUGAAAUGGAUACAGACAACUGUCAGAGAGAGGAAAUUAAGGCUGGUGGGAUACUGGAAGCAGGAUGUGUUUACUUGAUAAUGAGGGAAGGCUGUCAUGUAUCCCUAAGUUCUAGAACAGAAUGGUUACUGGAACAUCUAAACAAAACAGUUUCCAUCGAAGAAACGCAGACUGAAGAGCAAGAGCUCAUAGUCAGAUCUAUCGUGCCAUAUGAACCCCCACCAAACUGUAAUUAUGAAGCUAGUCAUUAUUAUAAAUAUCUCAUCACACAACAGUCAAAAGUAGUUUUCCUGUCUCACAAGUACCGUAUAGUUUAUUGUUUAGACAUGAGUCCCUCAUUGUCUGCAGUGGAUAUUCAAAGAGGUGAAGUUAUGAUAGAUGAGAUGUUUGUUUCUUUGAAACAUAGUUUGGAAGGACUAACAAAACCAUGUUGUAUUCCUGGCUCAUCUGUGGAAUUUAGGCCACAGAUUUAUGUUACAGUAAUAGCUCAUACUCCAUUCUUCACCACACCAGCUCAGCAGGUGCUGGUUCAAGGCUGGGAAAUUACUGAAGAAAAUUUAGAAAUAUUUCUUAAAACUGUUCAACAGCAGCUUCUGGAGCUAGAAAACAUUGUGGCCGAAGUAGCGGGUAUUGCAUAUGAAAGAGUGGAAACAAUUAGAGCUGAAUCUGAAAAACUUGUUGGGGGACUGUUUGAGGAAAGCAGUGAAAUGAUGCAGCCACCAACUGCUCACAUUCCUAUGGUUAGUCCAGAUUUGGGAUUUAUCAACAUGUUACGUUAUGCCAUAUUGGCACUAAGGCUACUUCCUGACUCCAAUUCUUCAAAUAUUGUCAUUCUUACGGAUGGAAUUAUAGCAGUACCUGAUGCACAUGUCUUUGAUUCUCUCAUGAAUCAGCUACGUGCAAAUACAAUACAAUGUUCUUUUCUUCAUGUGGGAUCAUUGUUCCAUCCAGAGUGUUGUACAGGAAUGGUUCCUGAUGUGGACAUUAUGAGAUUUAUUGCAGAAGCUACACACGGUGUUUGUAUGAACAAUGUAUCUGAUUAUGAAAUAAACACAGCAGCCUGUAUGAAUGUCUACCAUAAUGCAUUUUUGACAUGGAGCUUUUACACAACUUUUCCUUCUGUGCCAUCAAAUUACCACUCAUCUCAUGGAAAUGUGCUCAUCUGGAAUACAAGACCUUACUCUUUUCGUGGGACUGAAGAACCACAGUUACUGCGUAAAAACCAAAUGGAAGACAAUUUGAAUUUGAGCUUAUCAGCAAUUAUUUGCUGUCGCCAAAAGGAAGGAUUUUCUAUUAGGGCAAUUAACAUCUGUGAAAGUCAUUUGGAGAUACAUCUUGUUCUUCCAUGGAAAAACUAUAUUUAUCUUGAGUACGUCCUCACUACUCAGUGGCCUAUUAGUCCAGUUACGAGCACACCUAUACAUUAUCGCAUUAACAUUGAAGCACCAUAUGAAUUCCUACAUGAUGUCACAUGCCUUGUUAAGAAGGAGUUUAAAUCUCCAUAUCGACAAGCUGUAGUAUCAAGAUUUUGGGCCACGUUCAAAAGUUUGGGAGUGUCUGAUCAAAUAUUAGUUCAUCUUAACACUUUCCUCAGUAAUUCUACUGCAUAUGUAGUGCCUGAGAGCAUACGCAGUGGUAUGCCUGUAUUUUAUCUUCCACCGAAUUCGUGCAGCCCUUCUUUAACUUCUAGUGAUAUGACCAGCCCACAGUUUUGGCAGUACUGGCGACAGAUUGUUUUGAUGGAUCCAAAUUCAUGGCAUAAGUGGCUGUAUACAAGAACUGUUAGUUUGAUAUUGCAACAUGACCAUCCAUUGCCAAAACACCUGCAUCUGGCAAAUACAAGUGGUCGCUUUCAGGUCAUUCAGUGUCGUCAGGCCGCUGCAGCACUUUACGCUCUUCUCAAAGACUGGAGCACCUUUGUACUGAUUGAGAAUCAAGCGUAUGUUAAGCUCAUCCCAGGUGAUUUAGAGAAGCCCCCUCAGUCUUUUGUUGCUCUAAAGGUUGCCUCAAAAGCUCCGUGUGUAGUGCUCCAUUUAGCUUUUCUUGAGGGUACACCAUCAAUGAUACGACAACAGAUUGUAGGUCAACUGAGAGACCAGGUAGCUCAUCUCACAUUUCCUCAGAGGCCUUCUACUAAGGAUGUACUGCCAAGAAAAGUUUCUGUGACUCAGAAUUUACAACAGCAUUCGCCAGUUACUAGGACUUGGUCAGAAAUAAAGUGCUGUUCCCUACUACGUAAGCCGGUUGAAAAAAUUUUGAUCAGGUAUGAACGUGUUCCACCAGAUUUCAGCACUGUUGUUUUCCCUGAUGGAACACAACCUGCAACUUCAGGAAAGCAAUUACUCUACAACAUGGCAGGUGCUAAUGCAGGAGGGCUGCUUACAACUUUAUCCAGAUACUUACAUCACCGCCGCUGGCUCUGGUCAACACAAUCUGGACCUAAUUCAUCUAUUGGGAUACCAGCUAUUGCAAGAAUUCUUUCAACUAUAACAAAAAUGAGGCUUCAGGAAGGCUUCACUUUUGCUCAUUCAUCUGCUGGGAUUAUUAAUAUGGUUCUUGAGGUUGAGAUGAAGUUGCCAAGCAUCAAGGAUAAAGAUGAAGAUGAUGAGGAUUGCAUCCAGCCGUGUGUAAUCCAGUAUGUUCUCUUCCCACCUCAUACAACGUCAAUGAGCAACAAGGAAAGUAAUUCUGAAGAGGGCACAGAAGAAAUUAUAACAGAUGCUGAUGCUGAUACAGAAGGAGAGCUGCAGAUAAUUGCAGAGUGCUGGAUAGAGCCACAGCAUGGCGUUGUUAUUAACAGCCCACCAGAAAGGUCUUACAUGAAUAAUCUCCCCUAUCACAAAUUGGCAGAUGCGAUAUGCAGUGUUGAUUAUGAGUGUAUCUCUUGCCUGCUUACAUUUGAACACCUAAGUCUGAUGUGCAAAGGUGAUCAAGUGUCAUCCCCUAUUAGAUCAUUAGCUGAUGGCCAGACUGUUAAUAAUCCUUACCAAAGGGUAAUUGACUACUUGAAGAACUGUGACAGUUCUGAAAUACAAGCAGCAACAUUUUUUGAAGAGAGAAUAAACCACAUACCAUUUCCAUUUAACCUGAUGCAUGUAUUGCCAAAAUGUCAGCAGGCUGAAUUAUUGCUGUCUACAUUUAUACAAGAUCUCAGUGGUAAUGCUUACAUGGAGAAAAGGAACUCUUCAUCAUCAUCUACUCUUCCAGAAGAUGGGCCAAAUAAUUUGCUUCUUGAUGCUUUGUAUGAGCAUCUGAAAAAGCUUCACAAUAAAGAACUAAACCUGAGUGAUGAUGACUGUGCGAAGUUUCAACAACUGUUAAUAGCAAGACAGAGGGAAGGAAGCACUUAUCCAUUACCAGUUCCUUGCAGUGAUGCAGAUGAUUCUGAUGGAAUACCCAUUCCAAAGUGGAGAUGUUUUCUGAAAGGGAUAAGUGUUACACAUGUAAUGCUGACAUUUGUGCCGGCUACAUACAUGGACCUGAAAAAUCUCAUGCUUUCAGGAGAUAUUUGGAUGACCAAAGACACCUUGGCGGUAAACAUCUGGAACAAUGUAGAUGAAAAUUUACAUUUGGAACUUGCCAGUAUUUCAAAUAGUGAACAAAGGGUUAAUGAGAAAGGAGCCAUAUAUUCAAGUUUGGACAGGCUUAGCUCACUUGUAGAUAUUCCGCAAAAAGUAGCUGGUGGCUCCUCGGUCACAGCAACUACUCCAGCAUCUUCAUUGUCUCGUAGGUCAUCAUGUGAUGCUUCACAAAUCCAUGGCAAUAUAGCUCAUUUAAAACUUCAGGCUAGUGGAGAGUCAUCUUGUGACUUUCUCAAUGAAACACCGUUUCGUAUACGAGCUAGUUCUCUGGAUGCAGUAACAAAGCGAACAGUACGUGACAUACCAUAUAAACUCUUCUUAAAAACAGGAUCACUUACUGAAGAUCUUGCUGCCACUGAUGAUUCGGUGCUAAGGAAUAAGCAUUCUGGUGGAGAGAACAGCAGUAGCUCAAAGAUGGGUGUUUCAUAUCAACAGAAAACAUUAUUGCAUAAGGCUGAUGAGAUACCAUUGCUAAAAAGAAAACCAUCAUCUAAUUCAACUAGUGAAAAGAAUCGGAGUAGUGCUGAGGAGCGAAAACCUGUAUAUGGUUCAGUUACAUUGCCAGUCUAUAUGUAUGACUGCUCACUCUCUGUUUUAAUGGAAGCUCUAGUGUAUAAAGAUUCUGCUAAUAAAGCAGUUAAAGAUAUUUACGAUGAUCAGAGGCGUAAAAUUGAAGCUGAACUGUCAAGUGACUAUCUUCCAAACUGUGAAUUUGAUAUAAAGAGCAAGAAAACAGAUGAAACUGUUUACAAACACUCCAAUUCAGAAUCAAAAUCUGAAGACUCCGAUUCUACUUUAGACAGGCCUACUCUAAAACAGCACUGCAAAUUAAUUAGUUUGGCAUUCUAUAGAUGCUAUGUUUACACAGUAUUUAAAUCAUUGCGGCAGAGUUAUGUUAUGCAUGGAGCAGAUAUUCAGGCUGCAGUUGCUGAAUGUGAAGAAAAUUUGAUUGAGAUUAAUAUCACAAGUUUCUUGAUGACUGCAUGUGGUCACCUCAAGGACAUUCAAAUGAACAGUCAGAAAGAUGUGAACGUUGUGGAAAUAGUAUCAAACACUGACAGUGAUGAAAAGAAACAGCCAAAACCAGAUGCAUUAUGUGAUACAAAUAAAGAUGAAACAUCUGCAGAACAACUUCAGGAAGCAACUGAAACACUUAAAUUAGAAACAAGAGUAGAAAAUGUUUUAAUGCUGCCAUUGUCAAAACUACAGGAGUCCGUAAUAUGCAAAGAACUGAAACAGUUGCAUAAUAUGAUCAAACAAAAAUUUAAGAACAUUUUGAGGGUGUAUUUCAAACCUGUUCCCUCACACCAGGAGUAUUACUUUUGUGAUCCAGACUGGGAAAAGAUACAUAUGGAUAUGGGCUCAUAUGACAUUGAAAUUGAAGGAGAGAUCAGAAAAACUGAAACUGGAGAUGCUGCAGAUGUUGAGACUUUCAAUUCAGAGUUGGUGGAAUUUCAGCCACAGCACUGUGGAAUACCGGGUGAACUAACGGAGUGCUUGGAAAAUACAGAUGCAGACAUAAAUGUCAGUGGCCUACAGGUAACGUUGGAUGUGUUUUGCCUAACUUUGCCACCCACUGUGGAAUUUGUUACUUCAGAGAAGACAUUAACUGAAAUGAGAAGUACCUCAUUCUGCAGUUCAUCUCCAGUGCCAACAGAUGGAACUAAUUCACCUGUCAGAUCUACACGCAGCAGUCUUACAUCAAAUCAUCAGUAUGUUUCGGGGUCUGCAGCUGACUUUUUGCAGCAUCUUCCAGAUUAUCAACAUAAAGCUGUUGCAACAUCUGUUGAAGAGAUUGAAUGGUUGCUGCGUGAUUGGAGAGCAACAUUCCUGCUCGAUGUAUUUCCUAUUCGAGAGGAGACUUUGGAGUUUGUUGCAAAGCAUGUGGGAAGUUCACUCGGUCGUUCAAGUUGUUUGCUUGAAAAAGUUCCUUUACAGUUUGUCUUUGGGCCAAGUCAAAGUCUUGAGAGAUUCAUUCAGGAAUUCAGCAAUUUAGCAGUUAGUGGUUAUCAUCUUAUACAACUUGGACAGUUUUAUUAUCUUGUCAAAAAUAAGACUCGGUCAUCAAGGAGAAACAGUUCUUUAAUUCCAACUGUAGGAAACAAAGUCUCGUAUCAACCACACAUGACCGACUGUGCUGAGCUGUAUGCAGAACCUCGAGAAAGGCUUACAGAUAGAGAGUCAAGUGCAGAGAAUGGAAUACCUGAGAGUGUAACUAACACAACCAUGGAAACUUUGGCCAGUGAAGACAAUAUUUCUGCUGUAAAAAGUCUUUGGAAAAUACAAGACAUAAGUAGUAGGAGGAAAACACAGCUAGAAGACAGUGAUUCUGAUGAAGACUCAGAGUGCCAGAAACAGCGCAGAAAGGAAAAGAAAACUGCCCAGAGUAAAGGAAAAGUAGAACAGUGGGCUUGUUCAGCUGCAGCAGAACAUGAGAGACUGUCACUCUCAGCUUCACCAUCCCUCCCUCUUACAGGCCAGGAUAAUGAAAACAGACCCAAUUCAUCAGUAGUCAGAAGCCAGAGUUGUGAAGUUGUACAGUGUGGUGGAGAAGAAUUAAAUCAAGAUGCAGAAGCUGAAACAGUGAUUCCUCCUUUGAACUAUCUACAGUGGAGUAAAAAACAACUAGCUUCUGAGUACAGAAGUGAAGUGUCAAGUCUUGUUGAGAGUGGCCAAGGAACAGAAGAUGGUUAUGAGGGAGACAGCAGUGACUCAGCUGACGAAUGUGAUUGGCUUCAAGAUAUGGAAACACGCAGGCCAUCACUUCCUAACUUCUGGUUAAUUAUGAAAGUAAAUGAAGAUGCUGUAAUUACAUACUUUCAUUGCAGAUUUAACGAGAUGGAGAAUGAUAAAGUUAGAGCUUACAGAGAUGUUCAGCGGAAUAUGAUCAAAAAUAUUAAGGACUUAUGUAAACUUGUAAAUCAGACAAUGUUGCUACAAAAUUUACAUGACACGCGAAUGUGUGAUCAGCUUUUGGAACCAGAAACUAGUGAAGAUAUAUGGCCUUCAUCAGCAGAACUUUCUCAAUCAUCUAGUCAUCCUGUCAGUCGUUUGAAGUCUACUGAUGAUGGAACAGACAAUGAAUAUCAGUCAAAUUAUUUAGAUGCAACAACAAAAUUUAUGCCUGGAUGGUUUGCAUGUAAUGUUGUUUGGGAAACUUAUUUUUCCCUCCAUCCUCGGUUGAAGACAGGCCCAGGAAAGCCUGCUUUGUCUCGUGGCAUCCAAGCUCUGCGUUCUGUUCUGAACCGCUUUUCAGUUAAUAAUCGCAAAAAUAUGUUUGUUUAUCAGGAUCAUACAGGAAAUGUGUUUUAUUUGAGGUUACAUGAAAAUGUGCAUUUAUCUUGCAAGCUUGGUCUCACUGGACCUCCUAAAUCAGACACUGAUGAUAAUUCACCCGGGCCUGUAUCAAGAAGCUCAUCAUUGACCUCAUUAAACAUUUCAACCAGAAAGCAGCCCAGUUUCGUUUCAGAAGAUGGUCUCAGUAGUCAAGCAGAGGAAAUAGCUAGGAGAAAAUCAUUUGGGGAAAGAGAUGCACCUGCUGUGCCUAAUGGUUCUGGCUCCAAUGAUGGUGUAGUAGCCUGUGCCACACCACAACCACCAGCUGUGAAGCCUGAUGAUGUUAUAUUUUUAAAAGUUCAUGGUAUUUCUGAAGCAGGUCCAGAAAUAAAAGAAGAACUCAUCCAAGUUCUUCAAAACCGUUUGGAUGAUGCAAUAUUGGAAGUUCUUUCUGUGAUGCUAGCAAGGAAUCCAAUGUGCAAACUUACACCUGAAGAUGUGCAUUUUAUACAAAAACCCGAUAAAUAUCCAGAAUCAAUAGUGAAGUUUAGUGUACCAAAACAUGCACUGGAACAUAUUCAGGCAUUGGAGUACUAUCUACGCCAGAAUAUACUGCAGUUUUUGUACACUCCAAAGUACACAGAUCCACGCCCUGAAUACCAUUUUCAGGAUUACUCGCAGCCAGAAACAUCAGAGAAACGAGUACCUGAAACUGAUAUAUUCCUAUACAACCAGAGCCCUGCAUCUGGAAAUAAGGGAAUUGCAUGUAUUGCAAUAGCAGUGGUAGACCAUUCUGGUUUUCUCUUACAUCAUUCAAGGUACCCAAAACCAUCAAGAGAUGCAUACAGUCAAGAAGUAAAUCCCGAAGACUUUGAUUCACUGACAUGUGUGUUACCCAGCUAUGAAGAGAAUUCUGAUGAUUCAGAAGAAAUGGCAUUUAUGGAAUUCCGCAUAUGGAAACAAGGCAGAGUUAACAUUGAAUCUCUGACACUGAAAAUAAAAUCAUCUGUUCGGCAUGCUUUAUGGGAUCUACUAACAGAGUAUCACCUGCUUACAGCACCAUUUACAGUUCCUCUGACUUCUGCUGUGAACCUGAAGACAGUAUCUACUGUUGAAAGACAAUCAUCUCUUCCUGAUGAAGAUGCUGUUGCUGAAGAAAUGUCAACCAAAAUGCCCAUGCAGGAAGAUGACACAGCUGUAGCUGGGGACCUUUUAAAUGAGUAUGAAUCUGGAGAAAGUGGAAUUCUGCAUAAGAUGUAUGCCAGUGUAAUUAAUGAGUGGCUUGAAUUUGCUGUUCAGAUAGGAGUUCCAGCUGUGAAAAGGUUCUGUGUUACCCUAACAUCAAGGCAUUCACUGUCUGUGACAGUUAAGGAGCUUAAGAAUCUUGUUGUCUUGAAUGCACAAGACACAACUGCACUCGUGUUUAACAGAGUAACAAAUGAACAUCAGCUUGAGGAGGAGGAAGAUGUAUUUGUACCUGUGAGUGUGUCUGAUAGUGACAUACAUGAUCAGCCAAGGACUGAUUCCAAAAGCCUUAUCGUAGGCAGAAACCUAGCACAGUGGAAGGCAUGCCUAACAGAUGAUGGAGUUUUUGACAAUGAUGUCCUAGAUCCAAAAGCCCAGAAAGGAUUUCAAAAGUUUCCACCCCUUCUUGAGUUAGUGGGAGAGAACACAUGUUUUGUGCCACGUCAGAGGUUUCUUUUUGCUGUUUUAAAUGAGUUGCAGAUGAUUGUGUACACAUAUAACUGGUCAAAAGAUAGAGUGGAAAAUUUGAAUAAACAGGUUCAUCUCUUGGGACAGUGGCUAAGUGCACGUUCAGGUCUGCUCACGUGCCUGACAGCACAAAAACUUGGACUGUUUCACAACCAGGAAGUUGCUCGAAAACGGCAUACAGGUCUUCAUCCUCAGAGCAUGAAUAUCUACAUGUCGCACAUGACAGAAGUGGAGCAACUAAUAAAAUUUUCACCAACUUCAGCACUGCUGAAAGAUUUACCUUCUCGGCGUCAGAUGUCGAGCACGCAUUCCCUCAAUGCAGUAACUCGAAAUGUUUUUCGUGACAGUAAAGUCAAUCGACAACCCUUUAAAAAUUCGUCAACCUCUGAUCCAGUUUUCCAUAUCAUUCAGCAAAUGAUGGAAGCACGGAAUAUGGACAAGAGAGAAGACCAGAAGAAGCUGUAUAUAAUGUGGCAAACGCGCGGUGCUACUCCAAACAUACCACUGGAUGAGGAUAUUAUUGAUGUCUUUAAAAGUCAUUCAAGAGUAAUUCAUUAUUGUCUAACUCCAUUGCUGUUUUUACCAAGAUGGCGUAUCCAAGCAGCUGCCACACGCGACCACUUACUCAGUCUCUCAACCUCAGGGACUUCACCUGUCCUUAAUGUUGAAGACUCACCUGACCACUCACAGAAGAAUAACAGUCCUGCUAGCACAGCAAAAGAUACUGAAGAUAGUUCAAGCAUUUGCUCUGAAACAUCUUCACGUCGUUCGGUAGAAGAAAAAUGGCACAGUACUUUAUGUGCCAAUUUUGUUCUUGAAUAUAAACAAUAUCUCCAAACACUUGGAUUCAUUACAAUACAGACAAAGCCUGCUGCUGUAAAGAAAAGUCAUAAGCGAUCACAGAAAAAGAAAGAUGAUGAUGAUGGGAAGAAGAGUUUACAGAAUCUUUCCCCCACAGAACUUGUAGAGAGAGGUGUGUGGUAUCUUCAGAAGUCACUUCUUGGCGGAAUUCUUCUGUUUGAAAUCUCAUUUUGUGAGCCAUUUUUGCUUGCAAAGCUGCAUGCCCUAGAAUGCUCUCGCCUUCAGUCAAAGACAUCUAGUGCUCUAAUAUCUCAGUUUACACUUAGCUUCCUGGAUGAAUGUGAUAAAAUCAAGAUCCUGAUGCAUUUGCAUUCAUUCACAUAUGAUUACCAUUUGAGAAGCAUUGCUGGCUAUGUAUCAGGUCGCCAAGCGCUUCUUCGUCAGGGUUAUCAUUUAACCCAUUUUCUGGAAGAUUUUAUGAAGUACUACUCCAAAGCUCCCAAUUUUGCAAGAAACCUUGUAUAUGCAGAUGUACUGGAUGUGGAAGACCUGACAACACCAGCCCGUCAACUUUUCAACUACCUUUUGAGUCAUGAGAAGCAGUAUCGGAUGGAAGUUUUUCGAAUGGAUAAUGAAUAUGUUCUUGUUCAACUUGAAAAUACACCUCAUAUCACAUAUAAAGAUGCUCAUGAUGUGAAACGUACAGAUGAUUUUGAUAUCACCUUGAUUGUAUCUCAUAAUUCAUUUUUAUAUGAUCAAGCUGAGAAGUCCAUUGAAGAGUCAACAUUACGGCUGAAAUAUUACAUUAUUUUAACAAGUCGCAGGGAACUGUACCCGAAGCUAGAAAUUGAAAGGAAACUUGGAAAGUUCUGCACAGUUUCAACUGCUACACAUGAACAACCACAGCAGCCUUUGCCUGAUGACCAGUGCAGCGAUAAGAAUGCUUCUGACAGUGAAACUGUUCACAGCGGGCUUGAAUCAUCAACAAGUUCAGAACAUACAAAGGACAUCAGUGUCCCAACACAAACACAGAUAAGACAAGAAUCUGUGAACUACUUGGGCUACUAUUCGUCACACGAACAGUUGAUGCAGCAGCUUAUUUUGGAACAAGCAUCCACUUCAUGUAAUCGCAUAAAGAGCAUGGUAGCAAAAGGAAUGGUUGAUUGCAGAACUCAUUUGUUAUGGGAUAAACUUCAGUGUUCUCCAAAAGACACCAAGGAACUAAGAUAUAGUGAGUUCUGUGAAUUAUGUGAAUUGGCUGUUACUGAACCACUUAGUCAUCUCGACCCUCGUCUUGGUCCACUGUUAUGUCAGCCCAUAACAUGGUAUGAAAACUUAGCAAGAACCCUGCUGUACAAGUAUUCUGAACAUAGCCGCCAUUUUGAAGCACCAGAUGGAAGCACACAACAUAUUGUGAUCCUGCACCCACGAUAUCUUGAAGCAUUCAUGAUGCUUUCCAUUGACUUCCUAACCUCGAGAGGUAAUCUGUGCAUAGUGUAUCGGAAACCACAAGAAGGGGGACAUGCUGCAAAUCAGUUGGAAUUUUGUCAAGAUGACAUCAGGUCAUUAGUUGAAGGAUUUGUGAAUGCUUGCUGCUUCCGUCUUUGGAUUGGAUUAUUAUAGAAUGUGUUACAGAUGAUAAAGGCAGCAUGGCAUUACACUUCUAAGAAUGUUGUUCACUGUUAAUAAUUGCUGUUUAGUUUUUUUAAUGCCAUGACAUUUUGUAUGAAAUGAUAUAUUUUGAUAUUGAAAAUGGCAUGCAACUUUAUUUUUAAUGUUGUACAUAAAAUCAUAUUUUUGCUAGCACUAUGUUUAUAAAAAGUCAUAACUCAUUAAAAGAGCUAUUAUUGGGAAUAGCUACCAGAAAUUAUAUUUUAAAUGUGCUAGUUACCACUAAGUUCAGUGUUUCAAGUUUUCUACCAUACACAGAUCUGCAUACAACAUUUUUGCUAUGCUGCAAAAAGCAUGAAAGGAAGCAGGAAAUGGGUAUUGUUUGUUUCUGUGCUAGAGGGUACACUAAAUAAAUUUAGACAUAACAACCAAAAUUUCAUCCUCAAUAAACAAAAUGUAUUGUAUACAGACUUCGUAACCCAUUAACUUAGUGCUAAUGCAAAGAAAUGAAGGCAAAUGAAUUUGUUCUGAGGUGUGUAGAAUAUUAAAGUCAGUGUAAGAGGGAAAGGGGGAACUGCUGUAAUAAUACCACAGACACUGCCAAAAACUAUGAAUUUUGUUGAUAAUAUGUUGAAAUUUUUUUCUUUAGUAUUAUUUUUUGAAAAUUUUUAUGGAAUUUGUUCAUGUUAUUGUGCCUUAUUUCUCAGUUACUGCACAGAAAUGAAGGCAAAUUAAUUAGUUGUAAAAUUUGUAUGUAAUGAAAGUCAGUGCAGGAGAAGAUAUAUAUUUUCAAAAAUGUAUAAUUUUUGUCAACAGUUUUGGUCUGCUAAUAUUUUGUUCUUUUUAAAACAAUUUUUGUGGAUUUUUAAUUGUUUUUGCACUUUAUCUAUCAUUAAUUCUCCUUCUUUGUUUUUAAAAGUUUCUCAGUCAUAGCCAUUUGGGCUUGACAAUGUUGUAGAUGUGACUAUUAUUUCACAAAGAGAUUGUACUGAUAUACUUUGUUUUAUUACUAUAUACUGAGAGAGAGAAUUUGUGUCUUCAUUCGUAAUUUAACUACAGAAAUGUCUGCUUUCGACAAGAAAGAUAACAUUCAUACAGACUGUUGGCUCAAGUUUUAAUUUAAUGUGGGUACAUGUUAAUUGCACUGAUUAAUAGAGAAAGUUUGUAAACAAGGAUGUAUACAUUUCUCACUGAAAAAAGCACAAUUUGAAAUUUAAGAUCAACAAGAUCUUGGGUAUACAUGAUAUUGCCUAUAGAAUAGACAUACAUAAUUAUGUGAAGGUGGCAAUUCAAUGGAGCUGCUCUUUAACUAAACAAGCAAUGUGCCAAGCUAGAGAAUAAGGAAAAAAAUAGAGAGAUGGUAGUUUCAUUUCCGCUGCAAAUGCCAAAGGUAAUUGUCUGUCUUUUUUGGUUGUUAUUACUAUUAUCAUUAUUGUUAUUUCAGAGAUUUUAUUUUAUGUUACUAGUUUUUAGAGUAUCUUAAAAUAUGAUGUUAUUGUACAUGAAAUAGACAUUUUUAUAUCCUUAUAGUGAAUUAAACUUAUACAUGAAGAGACAAGUCUCUUUGUUAGUAACAGCACAUUUAUAAAUAUUUUGUAUGGACAUCCGUCCAUCUCAUACGAGGUGGGGGAUGGUGGGUUUAAGGUAAAUGAGAGGUAUAGCGCAAUGAUGGAAAAUCAGUUCUAGAAGUGUAUGAGAUUCCUGUAACGAAUGAAAACUCUGCACUCCAGAUUCCAGUGUGACUGGAAGGGAGGGGGGUUAGAGUAGGCAAGUGCUUGCUCUUUGCUCUCUGCAGCCCCCUCCCCCCACCUUUGCAGAUGCCUAUGACUGUAUCCAUUUUCUGUAGAUUUUUGACAAGCAGCAUUUAACAAUUUUGCCUCUGCUUGAUGUGCUUUGUGUCCAUUUCAUUUACAAUAAUACUACAUAUAAGCUACAGUCGUUAUGUUUGUGUUUUUGUUCAUAAUAUUUAUUGUAAUGCACAAAAUUGUAUGCCUAUCUCUGUUCAAUCUUACUGCUGUUAUUUAAUGCUUCUAAAAGUGGUGAUACUUUUUUUCCACUUUCUACUCAGGAAUUCAAAACUACGUUUCUUACUAAUGUUUUAUCAUUAUUGUUUAUUGUUAUACUGAACAACCCAUGUAAUAACUACCCUGAUGAAUUGCACAAAAAGGUUGUUUCCUUUUUGACAUUCUUUAAAUGAAAGGAGGACUGAUAAUCUCUGCAUAAAUUAUCUCCUCCUGCAUCAAGAUUGUGCAGGAAAUUGUUCACUCUAGUAAAUUAUUUUAUACGAACACAGUAUGAUUGCCUGUCAAUAUUGUUACAGCUGAAAUUAAGUGCUCAUCUGGUAUGUGGAGACUUCGCAAUCCAUGAAUAGAUUUAUUAAGUGGAUGUGAUACUUGUACUUUAUGUACUCAUCACUGUGUACUGUAAGGCUUACAAAGUACAGAUGUAGCAUAAAAAAACCGGUUGUAAAUGACAACUGUUAACUGAAAGCCAUGUAGAUUCAUUGACCAGUAGAGUGCUUGUUUUUAUAAGUUUAUCUUAAUUUUAUUUUUUUAUUUUCAGAUACUGUAAAGUACACUAUUUUAAUAUGACUGUUACUAUGUAAUUUCAUUAAUUUUAUAAGCCAGUGUGAUGAUUUUAUUUUGAGAAUGCUUAUUUAUGAACUCCAGUAACUGCAAAUUAAGUGGAGUCUAUACAGCUCUCUGCUGCCAACCAGAGAGAAAGUGGUGAUUGUUGCAGCUGUACUUUCAGCUACAUUCCUUGUAUAUUCUACAGUUUACAAUUGCAUACAUAGCUUAUAAUUGUGGUAGCCCUAUCUCUCUCUCUCUCUCUCUCUCUCUCUCUCUCUCUCUGUCUGUCUGUGUGUGUGUGUGUGUGUGUGUGUGUGUGUGUGUGUGUGUGUGUGUGUGUGUCCAGGGGAGCAUGGUGUUUCUAGAAUUUCUGUGAAGUUUUUCUGAGAAUACACAGAAUGGAUACCUAUUAAAGAGAAAUUUGAUCUCAACUGUAAAUAUUAUUUGUGCACUGUAAAAUCUCCAUUAAUAAAGAAGUUCAGUGAGAAAAAUAAUGUGAUAGUGAGAUGAUACAGUGUGGGGAACUAUGUGUAAAUGUAGGAUAUCUCCAGUGUUUUCAGUUACUGUAAUAAAAUAUACAUAUUGAAGUACAAA
Molecule: messenger RNA, 14232 nt
Organism: Schistocerca piceifrons (Central American locust)
Lineage: Eukaryota; Metazoa; Arthropoda; Insecta; Orthoptera; Acrididae
Product: KICSTOR complex protein SZT2-like
Exons: 58
Coding region: 62-11080 (3672 amino acids)
Cellular component (GO): peroxisome
Source: RefSeq, a predicted model, not a curated record